UCGAUUCCCAUUGGCUGCCGCAGCCGUCACUCAGCCAAGCCCCCUAUAAAGGCAGCGGCGGGCGCGGGGCUCCGCACACCGCCAGCGGCGGCACCGGAGCGGCCAUGAGCGAGCGCAGCCCCAAUGAGUCCCCCUCGGCGGCGGAGGCUCCCGGCGGGCAGGAGGAAGCCAAAGCCGGUGACCCCAAGAAGGUGGAGGAGGAGGAGGAGGAGAUCGACAUCGACCUGAGCGCACCGGAGACGGAGAGAGCCGCGCUCGCCAUCCAGGGAAGAUUCCGCCGCUUCCAGAAGCAGAAGAAGGAAUCGGGGCCCUGAGCGACCCCCGGGACCCCCCAACCCGCGGCGGGCACCGGCUCCUGCCCCGUCCGCCCAACACCGGGGGG
Molecule: messenger RNA, 382 nt
Organism: Neopsephotus bourkii (Bourke's parrot)
Lineage: Eukaryota; Metazoa; Chordata; Aves; Psittaciformes; Psittacidae
Gene: PCP4L1
Product: Purkinje cell protein 4 like 1
Exons: 3
Coding region: 105-314 (69 amino acids)
Source: RefSeq, a predicted model, not a curated record